CUUCAGUCUUCUCGAAAACAUGGAGCUCGUCUUAUCGGGAAUUCUGGUCAUAGCCUGCCUUUUUAAUUUCACCAAAGUAGGGUCGGCUCGCUUGCUUGACAGGAACUGUGGAAUAUCAACGAUUGAUGAUAUAGGAGGUCUCAUUCACCAUGGUCAUAGUACGACUAACAAGGAGAACCCAUGGAUGGUAAGGGUCUUUACACGAAAUGGUCCCACAAAUGACUCGUUUACAUUCGUAUGCGGCGGCACGCUUAUCACAACACGUUUGGUUCUUACGGCCGCGCAUUGCGUUUUCUUUAACGAAACGCAAUUGCGCUUGGGCGACUUUUUAAUCACUGACCCCGAACCAGAUUGCUCUUCGGGUAAAUGCAUAGAUAAGGCGCCUAUUCGUACAGCCGAUAUGAAAUUUGUUCACAGGGAUUACACUGGGAAAAACGGAAAGCAGUUCGAUAUAGGCGUGUUUCGAAUGGACAAGGAGGUGUUGUAUUCAGACUAUGUUAGACCUAUAUGUCUCCUCGUCGAUGAGGAAAUGAACACCAUUACGAAAUUCAACGUCACCGGCUGGGGUAUGACCGAAGAAAAGAAACUAAGCCAUACACUACAAGCAGCGACAGUUUACCCUACCGAAAGAACCUUUUGUAACCGGAAGUUUACAACUCAAAUUGACCAAUCCCAGAUAUGUGUCGGCAGUAAUUUAAGUGCCACAUGUGUGGGCGACUCAGGAGGCCCUUUGAGCUAUGCAAUGCAUUACGAAAAUCAGACCAGGACAUUUCAGUACGGUUUGGUUAGCUUUGGAUCUAUAUAUUGCACUGCUAAUUCUUCAUAUGGAGUUAUCACAGAUGUAACCCACUACAUGAAAUGGAUUGAGAAUGUAAUCCAGGUUUCUCAAAUACAGUACGCAGGUAACGACGGUUUCUGGCAUAAAAUUGCUAUAAUCCGUUUUCCAUUUGGAGAACAGCACCAUGAGCAACAUUAAAAUAAACUUUAAAAACGCCCA
Molecule: messenger RNA, 997 nt
Organism: Drosophila biarmipes
Lineage: Eukaryota; Metazoa; Arthropoda; Insecta; Diptera; Drosophilidae
Product: melanization protease 1
Exons: 3
Coding region: 20-976 (318 amino acids)
Biological process (GO): proteolysis
Molecular function (GO): serine-type endopeptidase activity
Source: RefSeq, a predicted model, not a curated record